Alexandromys fortis (reed vole) is the source of this 1156-nucleotide messenger RNA. RefSeq names its product family with sequence similarity 50 member B (gene Fam50b). The transcript is spliced from 2 exons. Gene Ontology annotation, cellular component: nucleus. The coding region runs from base 155 to 1156 and encodes 333 amino acids. NCBI's taxonomy places the organism in Eukaryota, Metazoa, Chordata, Mammalia, Rodentia, Cricetidae. Gene Ontology annotation, biological process: chromatin organization. The record is from RefSeq and is a predicted model, not a curated record.
CUCUGCUCUCCCUGGCAGAUGCACGCAAUGAAGCUCCUCAGACCCAGGAUGGACUUAGGCUAGAAUCUUCCCGGUGUAGAAUCUGAUGUCAGACCUGGAAGGCUACUAGAGACAGAGACUGAGCUGGCCAUAGGGGCUGGGCUGGGCUGCAGGCAUGGCGCAGUACAAGGGCACCAUGCGGGAGGCCGGCAGGGCAAUGCACCUGAUCAAGAAGCGGGAGAAGCAGAAGGAGCAGAUGGAGGUGCUGAAGCAGCGCAUUGCAGAGGAGACCAUCAUGAAAUCCAAGGUGGACAAGAAGUUCUCGGCACACUACGAUGCCGUGGAGGCCGAGCUGAAGUCCAGCACAGUGGGCCUGGUGACCCUGAAUGACAUGAAGGCCAAACAGGAGGCCCUGAUGAGGGAGCGGGAGAUGCAACUGGCCAAGCGGGAGCAGCAGGAGCAGCGCCGGCUACAGCUGGAGAUGCUGCGCGAGAAAGAGCGUCGGCAGGAGCGCAAGAGGAAGAUCUCCAACUUGUCCUUCACUCUAGAUGAGGAAGAUGACCAAGAGGAUGGCCGCUGGGCGGAGGGCACUGAGGCCCACAGUGGUGGGCCCAAGAAGAACUUGGGCAAGAACCCAGAUGUGGAUACCAGCUUCCUGCCCGACCGUCAACGCGAGGAGGAGGAAAACCGGCUGCGGGAGGAGCUGAGGCAGGAAUGGGAGGCAAAGCGCGAGAAAGUGAAAGGCGAGGAGGUGGAGAUCACUUUCAGCUACUGGGAUGGUUCGGGCCACCGGCGCACGGUGGGCAUGCGCAAGGGCAGCACCGUACAGCAGUUCCUGAAGCGGGCACUGCAGGGGCUGCGCAGGGACUUCCGGGAGCUGCGCGCAGUGGGUGUGGAGCAGCUCAUGUACGUCAAGGAGGACCUCAUCCUGCCACACUACCACACCUUCUACGAUUUCAUUGUGGCCAAGGCGCGGGGCAAGAGCGGGCCGCUCUUCAGCUUCGACGUGCACGACGAUGUGCGGCUGCUGAGCGAUGCCACAAUGGAGAAAGAUGAGUCGCAUGCGGGCAAGGUGGUGCUGCGCAGCUGGUACGAGAAGAACAAACACAUCUUCCCCGCCAGCCGCUGGGAGCCCUACGACCCCGAGAAAAAGUGGGAUAGGUACACCAUACGGUGA